AUGACUCUGGAUCAAAUCCAUGGCCAGGAAGUAUUGACAUUGGAUUAUCAGAGCCAUGGAAAGGUGGUGUUGAGUGGAACAGAACUCACAUUGUUGACCCAGGUAUAUGUCAAGCAAUACUUGGAUGAUGGAACAGAGUUACAGAAUGAUUUGGAAAUAUUGAAACAAACCGAUGAGGAGAUGACACUUGGAUUCAAUCAGACAUCAGUGUUCAAGGGUGAGAUUGAUCUAUGCGACUCAUCCUCCAAUUGUAUAACAUAUGAAUGGAAUCCAAGCCUUGUGGUAUCAGUCAGCAAUGUUCCAACUGAAGGUGGCGUGAUCACUGUCAAUGGAGAGUACCUUCAACAAAGCAAUGAGCCAACAGCCAACACCAUGGAGUUGAGUGAUAUCCCAUUGACAUUGGAGGAGAGUGGAUCCAAACCUGAUGGCACCAUGAGCAUGUUCAAACUAUCCACAUUGGAUGCUGAGAAGAUCACCGCAAGAUCGACCAAUAUCCUACUUACCAUCAGAGGUUCACAAUAUGAUCAAAUUCUACAAUUUAAAAGUCCAAACAUUACAUCUGUCCAGAUGAAAACACCAACUUCACUUGUGAUCAAUGGAAGUAGUUUUGGCGCAGUCCAGAAGUCUGUCUAUGUAGUUAUCAAUGGUGUCAAAGGUGCCAUCAUAAGCUCAUUCAUCAAACACAAACAAGUAGUAGUCGCCAUCCCCCAACUCUUUACUCGGCCAGGUCCUCAAAGUAUUAGUCUACAAAUCCAAAACAGUACUUCCAAUCAAUAUACAUACACUAUAAAACCCAUCGUGGACUCUGUCACACCUUGCUCGUCUAAUGGUGGAUGGAUAACAAUCAGUGGAAGGUACCUGGACAUUGGAAAUACAAGUAGCGCGGCCACCGAUAUUACCAUUGCCAACUUCUAUCAUUGUAGUCGAUCAUUCAAUCUUGGAAACAAUGGUACAAUGAUUGUUUGCAUGAUGCCUAGUGCCAAGCCACAGGUUAGUGAUCCUUCAAUGCCGGUACAAGUGACAAUCAAUGGCUAUGCAUCAGACGCACUCUCCUCCUCGGCCAAGUUCUACUACAUACAUGAUAGUGACGCUGGCAAUACCAAACACAUUCCAAUCUGGUGGAUCAUUGUACCUGUUGUUGGAGGAGUCCUUCUUAUUGCAGUGGCCGUACUGUUGUUUGUCCUGUGCCGAAGAAGAAGGAGAAGAAUGAAUAACAAGGACCAUCCAUACCAUCGCAAGGACAACGAGUUGGUGACCUUCUCGGCAAACAAUGCCAUUGUCCACAUGAAGAGCCAACCAAACAAUGCCAACGGUCUGAUCAUUGUGGAGGAGGAUGGAUGCACACCUAGGGUCAAAGGUGGCAAGUUCGAGUCGCUCGUUCAGUACCUCUGCUUCUCCAAGGAGACCGACGAGACCUUCAUCAAGGUGUUCCUGCUGUCCUUCAGAGCAUUCGCAACGAGGAUGCAACUCAUGGAUCAACUAAUCCUGUGCUACGAGAUGAUCGAGGCCAAGUUGAAGUAUUAUCCCGAAGCACUGGACACUACAAAGGAGGUACAACAUCGCAUAGCCUCUAUUGUUGCUCGCUGGCUUGGAGAGCAUCGCUAUGACUUUAUCGACAACACCGAGUUGUCCGAGAAGAUGACCAGAUUCAUUCAGCGCAAGAUCAAGAGGGAGUGCCCACAAGUGUUUGACAAGAUACUCACCUACAUCUCUCCCGAGGUGAGCUCGGUGUUCAUGUCCAAUGGGAAUGCUUCGUCACAAACCAAGACAGUGCCAGUCCAUGAUCCAACGGAGAGUCCACCCAUCCCAGUCCUACCCAAGAAGCGUGGCUCAGAGAUGACACUGCUGGACCUCAGCUCGAUUGAAGUGGCACGACAAAUCACACUUUGGGAGUCUGGAAAUCAUCGUGCCGUCGAGGAGAAGGAGUUCUUCCAUCUAUCCACAUCGAUAGAGAAGAUAUUGUACGACAUACCCAACUUGCUCAAACUGACUGGGCACUUUAUCAAUAUAUCCAGUUGGGUCACUGGAGAGAUCAUGACCAAGAAGGAUAUGGACACUCGUAUCAAUGUAAUCGAGAAGUUCAUUGAUAUUGCCACCGAGCUGAAACACAUUGCCAACUACAAUGGAUGUUUCGAGAUACUUGAUGGACUCAAACAUCCAAUGGUUCAGUACCUUGCCAAGACAUGGACCAUGAUUGAUCCCAUCUCACUGGCCACCUACAAAGAACUGAAUAGCAUCUUCAGUGAGGACCACAACUAUGCAGCCUAUCGAUCACUCCUAAGGAGUAACUCAAGUCCAUCAACUUUACCAUUUGGUAAGUUGUUCAAGUUGGAUGUUGGCAGGAUGUUCACUAUUGAGAAUAAGCAAUGGAUACAGAAUGGUAAUGGACAAUCAAUGUUGGAUGUAUUCUCAAAGGUACCAAAGUUGAUAAACUUUGAUUUCUUUAUGGAUAUAUGGAGAGUAGUUGAAGACUUUAAGAGAUACCAAAGUACCGCGCCAAACUAUUUAAUAGAGGAGAACACCAUCAAUUAUAUCAAGAACUACAAAUGUCCAGACAAUCCACCAAGUACAACAUUAUCCGUGGAUAGUUGA
Messenger RNA from Acytostelium subglobosum LB1, 2592 nucleotides. RefSeq lists its product as hypothetical. Gene Ontology annotation, molecular function: guanyl-nucleotide exchange factor activity. The record is from RefSeq and is a predicted model, not a curated record. Gene Ontology annotation, cellular component: plasma membrane. Lineage: Eukaryota; Evosea; Eumycetozoa; Acytosteliales; Acytosteliaceae. The transcript has 5 exons. Bases 1 to 2592 code for a protein of 863 amino acids. Gene Ontology annotation, biological process: positive regulation of GTPase activity; Ras protein signal transduction.